AGAUAAAUCCGCAGCAGCGAUUGAUAUUUCAUCGUUGAAAGAAAUUAGCGUUUAGUUCCAGUCACUACAGGAAACUCAACAGUCAGUACAUCCUGUUAACAAUGAUCCGAUUGGUAGUACUCGGUUUAUGUUUAAGCGCCGUUUUCGCAGCGACCUUAGAUGGCAAGGAAACCCGGAUCGUAGGUGGGGUUAACGCGUUGGCUGGCGAGUAUCCGUACAUCGUUUCAAUUCAACGAAGUGUUCUGCUCAGAUUCAACCACAUAUGUGGGGGUAGUAUCCUGAACACUUUCCACGUACUGACGGCAGCACAAUGUUUCUUCAGUAACCCCAACAGUCGAUACCGCGUUCAAGCGGGCAAAUUGUACUUAAAUUCGGUUGAAAUCACUGAACAAACCAUCAACGUUCAACGAGUCACUUUGCAUCCUGGUUUUAAUGGAGGAGUCAGCCCAUAUGAUAUAGCUGUGGUACGUCUUGCAUCACCUUUCGGUCUCACAAGUAUGAUCCAGCCGAUUGUGCUACCGGUGAUCGAUUCCAUCCCUAGCGGGGUUGUACGAAUCGCUGGAUGGGGAUCAAUCUCCAUGGGCUGGCUGCCCAGUAUGCCCAACCAUCUGCAGCAGACGCGAGUCGCUAUCUUUCCCAAUUUGGAGUGUCAAAUUAUACAAGGUGGAUCCGGUAUUGGUCCAGUUACCGUUAACAACGUUUGCUUGGGACCCAUCACAGGGGGAAUUAGUGCAUGCGAUGGAGAUACGGGCGGUCCAGUGGUCCAAGUGGAUGGAGAUCGAAAUGUACUCGUUGGGAUCAUCUCAUGGUAUCCUAGCUCGUGUGGGCAGUCGGGAAUACCUACUGUAAGCGUACGUGUUUCGGCUUUCAUCGAAUGGAUUAACCUACACUCGGCGAUAUAAUGGCAUAACAAUAAUAACGAGCGAAUAAAAUUGAACGAGGGUGUGUAAUAUCAA
Messenger RNA from Topomyia yanbarensis, 956 nucleotides. Its product is annotated as trypsin-1-like. The record is from RefSeq and is a predicted model, not a curated record. Gene Ontology annotation, biological process: proteolysis. Gene Ontology annotation, molecular function: serine-type endopeptidase activity. Bases 102 to 902 code for a protein of 266 amino acids. Lineage: Eukaryota; Metazoa; Arthropoda; Insecta; Diptera; Culicidae. The transcript has 3 exons.